AAAUCACGUACGCCUCACCCUCAUCGCAAUAAUGAUGACAACCACUAUGGAAAGUACCACCAUCACUGUCAUACCACCAUCAUGUACCGUAACGACAAUGACUGCCCCGAAGAUAAAUGCCGUCAUAAUCGUGAUCACGAUCGCGCCCCCGACGAUGAAGAUACCACCAGCAGUACGACGUAGACAACGACGGAAAGGAGAAAGAGAAGCCCACAGAAGAGCUUAUCACCGCCAAACCGACCAACCCAUUCGCACGAAGCCGCAUCAAGACCUACAAAUACAUG
Molecule: messenger RNA, 284 nt
Organism: Acaulospora morrowiae
Lineage: Eukaryota; Fungi; Glomeromycota; Glomeromycetes; Diversisporales; Acaulosporaceae
Source: the annotation of a GenBank genome assembly